This is a messenger RNA of Penicillium chermesinum, 435 nucleotides long. RefSeq names its product YjbQ family protein. The transcript has 2 exons. Lineage: Eukaryota; Fungi; Ascomycota; Eurotiomycetes; Eurotiales; Aspergillaceae. Bases 1 to 435 code for a protein of 144 amino acids. The record is from RefSeq and is a predicted model, not a curated record.
AUGUCUUGGUUCCAGAAGAACUUCACACUGCCGUCGCGCAGCCGUGGCUCAUACUUGAUCACCGAUCAUGUCCUCUCAGAAGUGCCCGAGAUCCGCGACUACAAGGUUGGCAUUCUGAACCUGUUCGUGCAGCAUACGAGCUGUGCGCUGUCACUCAACGAGAACUGGGACGACGAUGUCCAGGCCGACAUGAGCGAUGCUCUGGAUCGCAUUGUGCCCGCCGACCGCACGGGCAACCUUUACCGUCAUUCGGCCGAAGGCGAGGACGACAUGCCGGCCCAUGUGAAAUCCGCGCUCAUUGGAGCCUCCGUCACCAUCCCCAUCUCUAAUGGCCGUCUCGCUCUUGGCACAUGGCAAGGCAUCUGGGCUCUGGAGUUCCGUCGUGCCAGACACACGCGCAAAGUUGUCGCGACUAUUCAGGGCGAGAAAGCAUGA